Kuraishia capsulata CBS 1993 is the source of this 888-nucleotide messenger RNA. RefSeq lists its product as uncharacterized. The record is from RefSeq and is a predicted model, not a curated record. NCBI's taxonomy places the organism in Eukaryota, Fungi, Ascomycota, Pichiomycetes, Pichiales, Pichiaceae. Bases 1 to 888 code for a protein of 295 amino acids. Gene Ontology annotation, molecular function: isomerase activity; carbohydrate binding. The transcript has a single exon. Gene Ontology annotation, biological process: carbohydrate metabolic process.
AUGUCUGCUGAAGAUACAGGUUCCACAGUGGUUCUAUCACUGCCCUCCGCCAAGGUGGAAAUUCUCAAAUACGGAGCAACGGUCAUCUCAUGGACGAUUGCUGGUAAAGAACAGCUUUGGACUUCCACUGCUGCCAAGCUGGAUGGUUCCAAGCCCGUGAGAGGUGGAAUUCCAUUGGUCUUCCCAGUUUUCGGUAAAUCUUCAGCAGAAGGUUUUGCCGAUCUUCCACAGCACGGAUUCGCCAGAAACUCCACCUGGGAGUUCUUGGGCGUCACUAAGUCCGAGCCAUUGACUGUCCAAUUUGCCCUCAGUCCGGCCGAGGCUAACAAAGAAGUAUACUCCAAGUGGGACAAUGGUGAUAAUGAUUUCACCCUGAUUUUUUCGGUUGAACUCAAGCCAGAUUCGCUCAGCACCAAGAUCGAGGUUGAGAACACCGAUAAGCACGCAUGGAAGUUCAACUGGCUUUUCCACACUUACCUGGGCAUCAACGAGAUCGAGGAUACUUUGGUCAACAAUUUGCCCGGAGAAACUUGCUACGAUCAAUUGUUGAAGGAGACAUACGAGGAAAAGGCCCCUGCCAUCACCUUCUCCGAAGAAACCGACCGUAUCUACAAGGAGGUCAGCACCGAAAAGCUCUUACAGGUAAUUGAACUUGGGAAAGUGGUGCACAAUGUAAGGAGAGAAAAUCUUCCUGAUGUGGUUGUCUGGAAUCCAUGGAUCGCCAAGUCGGGUGGAAUGGGCGAUUUCGAGCCCAAGUCAGGUUACCACAAUAUGCUGUGUAUCGAGCCUGGCCAUGUUCACGACUUUGUGGAGUUGAAGCCUGGUGAAAAAUGGGAGGCUACCCAGACAAUUUACAAAGGUGAUGACAUCAAGUUGCAGUCUAUUUAA